AUGGAGAAAAUUAAGGUGUGGGCUAUUCUUUCCAGCAUGCAACUCGCAAAGGGCAGUGCCGUGCGGUGUGCGGGGUCCCUGUCGCCCUGCUGGCCGCAGGAAAACGCCGGCGUGGAUGUCUUUUGUCGGCCGUUUAAAGCCGGCAGCCGGCAACCCCAUCAAACAGACUUGUCGCACGCUGCUGCUGGAAUGCAAUCUCGUAAUCGAGCCGCUUCCAAUCGGGCGGGGCCGUGUGGCAUUGCGGCUGGCUUGGGCCACGGCCGGCGGAUCGGGAGAAAUCGCACAGCCACAAAAGGCAAA
Messenger RNA from Trypanosoma grayi, 300 nucleotides. RefSeq lists its product as hypothetical. The annotation marks the transcript as partial. The transcript has a single exon. NCBI's taxonomy places the organism in Eukaryota, Euglenozoa, Kinetoplastea, Trypanosomatida, Trypanosomatidae. The record is from RefSeq and is a predicted model, not a curated record.